This is a messenger RNA of Sporothrix brasiliensis 5110, 531 nucleotides long. RefSeq lists its product as uncharacterized. The record is from RefSeq and is a predicted model, not a curated record. NCBI's taxonomy places the organism in Eukaryota, Fungi, Ascomycota, Sordariomycetes, Ophiostomatales, Ophiostomataceae. The transcript has 2 exons. Bases 1 to 531 code for a protein of 176 amino acids. Gene Ontology annotation, biological process: biosynthetic process. Gene Ontology annotation, molecular function: pyridoxal phosphate binding.
AUGGCCUCCACACUUAGUGAGUCAAUGCGGACCGCUCUCGCGUCGCGUGACCGUAAGUCUUCACUGCGCACCCUCAGCGUUGUCCCACCCGAUUCGGUCGAUUUCUCUUCCAACGACUUUCUGUCUCUCUCUGUGUCGGCCGCACUUCACGGCGCUUUUGUCGAGAACCUCCGCACUGGCCCAUUGCGCCUCGGCUCUGGCGGCUCCCGGCUUUUGGAUGGCAACAGCGAGUAUGCUACUGCCCUCGAAGCCACCAUUGCCUCCUUCCACAACGCUGAGGUGGGCUGUCUGUUUAACUCGGGCUUUGACGCCAACGCCGGCUUCUUUGCUUGUGUCCCGCAGCCGGGCGACGUCAUCGUGUAUGAUGCGGUCAUCCACGCGAGUGUGCACGAGGGCAUGCGGCAGUCACGCGCUGGAGUGCGAGCGCCGUUCGAGCACAACGACGUUGGUGAUCUAGAUCGUGUCCUGCUGAAAGCUGUGGCGGAGGAUGCGCAAGUAAAGCGCGCAUGGAUGGCGAUGUCGCGCCGCUGA